Molecule: messenger RNA, 3869 nt
Organism: Varroa destructor (honeybee mite)
Lineage: Eukaryota; Metazoa; Arthropoda; Arachnida; Mesostigmata; Varroidae
Product: long-chain-fatty-acid--CoA ligase 1-like
Cellular component (GO): endoplasmic reticulum; membrane
Molecular function (GO): long-chain fatty acid-CoA ligase activity
Source: RefSeq, a predicted model, not a curated record
GCUCUUGUGUGUAUAUAUCUACCGAUCAGUGUCCGGCUGUACUGUGUCUAGUACAGCACGUCUUCUAUCCCUGCUGUGUGCCUGCUUGAUGGUGACUAGUUGGUGGUAGUUUGAUAAUUGCCGCCGAGUAUCAGUGCAUGUGUGUUGACGUGCCGUUUCUGCUGGGACAAGUUAUUAUCCUAUACCCGACCGCCUGCUUCUGCGGCUACUGUCGUUGAUCCGUUGGGCCGUUCUUUUUGUUCUCGUAGUGACAGGGAAAUACGUUUAGUAGUCAUUCCGCCCGUUGUCCUAAUGGAAGACAGAGUCCGUCCGUAAAGACUAGGCAUCUAUAGACCUCUGCCGAGUGGUUUGCCGGCCGGCGGGCCGGCUUCUUCCAGCAUUCAGGGUGUGUUUAUUGCUACAGUUGCUCCGGCGUAACUUCUAUUAUUACUAUUUUUACCCCCAGCAGUAACUGCCGCCGCCGCCGCUUCGUGUGCGUGUAUGUGUUUGCUUUUGCAUGUGCGUGCGUGUGUGUGUGUGUGUGUGUAUACGUGUGUGAGAAACAAAAACGGCAGACCGUGUUCACUUUCCAAAGAUAAAUACUCGGCAGCGACUUCUGCUAAUCAAGUGGUCAUCACAAUAUCGCGUGGCUUCGAAAUCGAGCUUUCAUUGGAAUCGCUUUAUACGAAGUGAGUGAAUGUGUGGGUUCAUAUUUGUGCGUGACAAUGACUACAGCUGACUGACCGUUCGGGGCAUGCAAGUGUGAAUGAGCCGCGUGCUUUUAACCAAGCUGACGACAGGCGGUCGUUAUUGCAGCCGGUAGCGAGCAAUCCGGCCCGACAGGUCCGAUCUCUGACGUGGAAGGCGACUGGUAAACGAGUGACACAUGAAGAGAUGGAGAAAAUGCUCCGCAGUUCGAGAUUCAUGAACAACAUGACCCGCAUUACAACUGGAAACGACCGUAUCCGAGUGUGUCCACUAAACGUCGAAGCAGACAAAGAGUUGCAGUACCCCCGCACGGUAUAUGAAGGACUCAAGAAUGCCGCUUUAAAAAACACAGUAUCGAAUAACAUCUGUGGAUGGAUUGACCCUGUGACGGAGAAAUUACAGUUCCUAUCGUAUGAUCAAUUUUUCGCCGAAUCCAAACACAUUAGCAUGGCCUUUCGGGAGCUAGGUAUUGGGCCAAAGGAUUUCGCUGCCGUAAGCUGGAUCAACUCCAAGGAAUUCCUCGAAGUGAUGUACGGCACUACAUCUCUGAACAUGGUACUUCAACCACUCUACCCGAAUCUUGACGCACACGCCGUUAAAUACGUACUCAAACAAGGUAAACCAAAGAUCUAUCUAUGUGAUAACGAAGCAAAGUCUCGUCUAAUUAUAAACAGUGCCACAGAGAUGCCGUUUCUAAGGACGCUUGUAGUAGGCCGCGGUCCGCCGAGUCGAGACCUUCGAAAUGAGGCACAAAGCAAGGGUAUUCAACUGCUCGGCAUGGACGAUUUUAUGAAGCUUGGGGCCCAAAAGAAUCAUCCACUUGCUCCGCCUGAGCCAGACGAUAUUUUCACGCUAAUCUAUACCUCAGGAACGACGGGGAAUCCUAAAGGGGCCAUAGUUACUCACGAGUGCAUACUUAGGGCGUACCACACUGUCAGCAUUUCCGUCGGUCCCCUACGAGCCCAUGCAGGAGAAUAUACAUUUUGCUACAUGCCAACAGGCCACAUUUAUGAGAUUCUUUUUGAGCUAUUAGUAUUGGCGGAAGGAGGUACAGCUAUGUUCUGGAGAGGUGACAUCAAGAAGAUGGUCGACGACAUGAAGAUCAUUCGGCCGCACUAUGUGCCUAUGGUACCGCGGAUCAUGAACAAAAUCUAUGAUGGCGUCAAUGAAAAACUCGCGGGAAGCAAGCUCAAGCAUGCCGUAUUUACGUAUUGCUACAAUAAAAAGAAGAAGCUCCUACAGAGAGGCAUCGUGCGCAAUGAUACGAUCUAUGAUAAGCUCGUGUUUAAGAAGAUCCGCGCAAUUCUGGGCGGAAGAGUAGCUUCUAUUAUCACGUCCUCGGCACCGCUUUCUCCGGAAGUGAUGGAGUUCUUCAAGGUGGCAUUUGGCUGCCAUGUUUCGGAAGUGUACGGUAGUACAGAGACCCUAAUCGUGAGCGGUACUUCUCCGUACGAUCCCACCGGAGGACAUCUGGGUGGACCCUUCCCUUCAAUUGAGAUAAAACUCAUUGACGUUCCCGAGUUAGGCUAUUAUGCCAAGGAUAACGUAGGCGAAAUCUGUGUUAGGUCCCCAUUUGUAUUCAGGGGUUAUUACAAGGAUAAAGCAGCCACCGACAAUACCAUUAUCGAUGGGUGGGUCGUCACUGGAGACGUCGGGAGAUGGACAGAUCGGGGUACAUUGGUAAUUAUCGAUCGAAAGAAGGAUAUUUUCAAAUUAUCGCAGGGCGAGUACAUCGCGCCCGAAAAGGUGGAGUCGGUGUACGCACGCCUCGAUCAGAUUGCGCACAUCUUCGUCGAAGGCCGAGGCGACCAGCGAUUUUGCGUGGCUAUCGUCGUUCCUGAAGAAAGCCUGUUCCGCCAAUGGAUAAAGAAUCACGGUUUCGAAAGAGAGUCUGAACUACCACUUAGUGAUAUUUGUUCCGAUAUCCGAAUUCGAAAAGCCUAUCUCGAGGAGAUGCGCAAUUUCGGGACAGCCCAUGACCUUGGCAACCUACAACAGAUCCGAAAUUUAUGUCUUGAGGUAGUACCCUUUACGGUAGAGAGCGGACUUCUAACUUCGACCCUCAAAGUGAAGCGCAACGUGGCACGCGAUAUGUUCGCUGAGAAGGUUGAUCAACUAUAUCGCGAGGGGUCUCUAGUUGAGAAAAAUGUAUAAAUUUCACGCGCUGCAAUUGUGGAUCUGAUGUCCUUUUUAAAUAAUUGAGUCCAAAAUCAUCCUAGGUUUUCUUGAGAUUACGAGUGUCCUUGAAAACGCGUCUUCACAGCCAUUGUGGCCAUUACGGUCCCAUCCAUAACUUUAACUCGACAACGAACCUUUCAUAUUUUUAUCGUGGUUUUGACACUGUCGAAUUACCGAGGAAAAGAACGAUUUUAAACGGGGCAGAAGCCUGUCGUUGACAAAAGUUCGGUUUUUUUUUUAUAGGGGAUGACGACGAUGUUGCACAGAGCUCAACAAAACGAAUUAUCUAGCUGUUCAUGUUGAUCGAAUCAUUCCCCUAAACUACAAUAUAUUUUGCCUUGGCUACCGUAGAGAGCGUUAUAUAUAUUAUAGAUCAUAAAUAAGUGAUGAGUCUAAGGCAGAGCGAACGCCUGCAGAAUUCUGAGCAGGUCGACUUUUUCCAUUGGAACUGGGAUUAGCUAACCACCUGCGGUAGUUGUGAUAUUCAUUUUCACAUAAACACAAACUUCUUUUGUCCAAAGAAUAUCUAGCGAAGUGUGCAAAAAAAAUAUCGAAAAAACCCAAUAUAAAUAGAUUUUAUAUAUUUAUAUAGUAUAUGAAGAUGUUUUGAAAUAGUUUUAUUUAUUUUUAUUAUUGACCACUAUUAUAUGCUAAACUAUAUUUACACAAGCGAAUACGUGGACACAUAUGUAGGAAGGCCAAAGCACAAUGAGUCCUUACGCGUGUUAUUAUAGUCUUUUGGUACGUUACUUUGACAAAAACAUGACAUGAUGAGCUAAACUAAAAUUGUUUUGUAAUCAAACAUCACUUGAAUCAUCUCGAAAACGAGAAUGAAAUUAAGCAAGGCGUUGUUCCCAUCUUUAGGCGCUGCAUAGCUUUUACAUUUGCCAGCAAAUGAGAUGAGAGGGUCACCUGUACAUGCAUAUCGACAUUCCACUCAGUACAUCGUGGAGCGCAUUUGUACAAAUAUUGAACGAAUAAAGUAUGAGCUAUUUUUGUUUUAA